ACGAAACAAACGCCACACUCUUCUCCAGCUCUGAAUUUAUAUCAUCAGAAAUGGAGUAUUUUUCUUUGAAACGGUCGACUGCUGCAGAUCAGGGACAGUCGAACCUUUCCAGUAAGGUCUACGUGCGCUCAACAAAGAGUGGCAAGGUCCAAAAGAUUGUCCGAGAAGUCUACUUGCGGCAAGAUAUACCAUGUUCGUCGAAUCUGUGCCGGGCAUGUCUUGAGAUUGCUCCUACAGAUUACUCACAGAAAGUUUCACCGUUCGUGCUUUCUGAUACUCCUGCUGGGUCAAAGAAAUUCCCCAAUGGCCAAUAUCUGGUUCCAGAUACGAAUGCGUUCCUCACUGGAAUGGACCUUUUUGAAUUAGAGACAGCAUUCCACGAUGUUAUCGUACUGCAGACGGUACUGGAAGAAGUCAAGAACCGGUCACUACCUCUCUAUCACCGCCUCAUUGCCUUGACCAAGAAUGAAGGCAAACGCUUCUACGUCUUUUUCAACGAAUUUCGACAAGAGACAUUUGUCACGCGUGAUUCCGGUGAAAGCAUCAAUGAUCGGAACGAUCGUGCCGUCCGAAAGGCGGUUCAAUGGUAUAACCAGCAUAUCGCCGCAGCAGUCGCCGCUAAGAGUCCACUAUCAAAGAGGAUCCCAUCUGUAGCCAUGAUAACAGACGACCGGGACAACCUGAGAAAAGCCAAAGCCGAUGGGAUCCCCGCCCUAACCUUGUCGGAUUUCGUAUCUGGACUUGAAAAUGCAGAUGAGCUCCUCGAUAUGAUCAGUGCCGCCCAGGAGCAGAGAGAGGUGCGGUCAAAGAAGGCAGAAAUGUUCUACUCUGAGCAUUAUAGCAUAUCGAAGAUGAUGACAGGGGUUAAGGCGGGGACUUUGCAUCAAGGCAUAUUCAACGUUUCUCCAUACAACUACCUAGAAGGCUCCGUCCACGUUCCAGCUUUCGACAAAUCACUUCUGAUUCUUGGCCGCGAAAACAGCAAUCGCGCAGUUUCUGGGGACGUUGUAGUUGUCGAAAUUCUCCCUAAAGAUCUGUGGAAAACGCCAUCUACCAAAAUUAUCGAGGAGGAGACCGUCAACAAGAACGACAAUGCUGAAGCCGACGAUGGGGAAAAUGUGACAUCGGAGAGAGAGCGAAAGGCUCUACAAGAGGAGGUCAAGCGUGUUCAUGGACAGACUGCCGAGGGCCGACCGCAGCCAACAGCUCGAGUGGUGGGAAUCAUCAAGCGUAAUUGGAGACAGUACGUAGGCCACAUCGACAGAGACUCAGUCCGAUCGACUUCAAAGUCAAGCCGCCAACAACAAACUGUAUUCCUUGUCCCCAUGGAUAAGCGCAUUCCCAAAAUCCGCAUAAAGACCCGUCAGGCUGGAGAGUUGCUGGGACAGCGUGUUCUAGCAACGAUCGAUUCAUGGGACCGUGACUCACGUUAUCCCGUUGGCCAUUUCGUUCGAUCCCUUGGUGAACUCGAAUCGAAAGGUGCCGAGACGGAAGCGCUUCUUUUGGAAUGGGACGUCCAGUAUAAGCCAUUCCCGAAAACAGUAUUGGAUUGCUUACCGGCUGAAGGGCACGAUUGGAAAGUGCCAGCAAGCACGGAUGACCCGGGUUGGAAGAAUCGAAAGGACCUCCGUGAUCUGCUUGUAUGCAGUAUCGAUCCACCAGGCUGCGUUGACAUCGACGAUGCUCUACACGCCACCAAGUUGCCAAACGGAAACUUCCACGUCGGAGUGCACAUUGCAGAUGUAUCACAUUUCGUGAAGCCUAAUAAUGCCAUGGACAAAGAGGCUAGCCAGCGAGGCACGACCGUUUACCUUGUCGACAAACGUAUCGACAUGUUGCCGAUGCUUCUUGGAACCGACCUUUGCUCUCUAAAGCCCUACGUCGAGCGUUACGCCUUUUCAGUCCUGUGGGAAAUUACUCCAGACGCCGACAUCGUUUCUGCCAAUUUCACCAAGUCAGUCAUUCGGUCACGAGAAGCGUUCAGUUAUGAGCAGGCCCAGAUACGGAUAGACGAUAAGUCACAGCAGGAUGACCUCACUAAUGGGAUGCGGACGCUGUUGAUGCUAUCAAAGAAGCUCAAGCAGAAGCGUAUGGAUGCAGGAGCACUCAACCUUGCUUCUCCCGAAGUAAAGGUCCAAACCGAGUCCGAGACCUCCGAUCCUGUUGAUGUCCAAACCAAGAGGCUGCUCGACACCAAUUCCCUUGUCGAGGAGUUCAUGUUGCUCGCCAACAUCAGCGUGGCGGGCAAGAACUACGAGGCAUUCCCACAAACUGCGCUCCUGCGUCGCCAUGCCGCACCACCGAAAACGAACUUCGAAGAGCUCGGCAACCAACUCAAAGUCAAGCGAGGCCUCGAGCUGCGAACCGACAGCUCCAAGGCCCUCGCCGACUCGCUCGACAAGUGCGUAGAUGCCAAUGAACCCUUCUUCAACACGCUCGUCAGGAUCAUGGCCACGCGAUGCAUGAUGUCCGCCGAGUACUUCUCCGCCGGCACGCAGGCCUUCCCCGAGUUCAGACAUUACGGCCUCGCCAGUGAGAUCUAUACGCACUUCACGUCGCCCAUCCGUCGAUAUGCUGACCUCGAGGCUCAUCGUCAGCUCGCCGCCGCCAUCGACUACGAAACUCUGGACCCGUCCCUGCAGGUCAAGUCCAAGCUGGAGGGCGUGUGCAAGAAUAUCAACGUCCGACAUCGCAAUGCCCAGAUGGCGGGUCGCGCCUCCAUCGAGUACUACGUCGGACAGGCUCUGAAAGGAAAGGACAUCGUGGAGGAGGGAUUCAUCAUGAAGAUUUUCUCCAACGGAUUCGUAGUGUUCGUUCCACGCUUCGGCAUCGAGAGCCUGAUCAGGCUGCGGGAUCUGGCCACGCCGGAGCCGGAUGCCGAGUUCGACGCGGAGAAUUACGUCCUGAAUGUCAAGGGAGAGGUGAACAGGAGCGUGGAGCUCUUCGAGAAGGUACAGGUGCGGAUCACGGAUGAGAUCGAGGAGUCUACUGGGAAGAGGAAGGUCAAACUGACCUUGGUGUAAAAUUAACUAGACAGACACAAAACCGUAUGUCCGUAGUAAUGAUCAUGAUAGAUAAGAACAAGAUUC
Messenger RNA from Aaosphaeria arxii CBS 175.79, 3089 nucleotides. RefSeq names its product RNB-domain-containing protein. Gene Ontology annotation, biological process: rRNA catabolic process. The record is from RefSeq and is a predicted model, not a curated record. NCBI's taxonomy places the organism in Eukaryota, Fungi, Ascomycota, Dothideomycetes, Pleosporales. Bases 51 to 3023 code for a protein of 990 amino acids. Gene Ontology annotation, molecular function: endonuclease activity; RNA binding; 3'-5'-RNA exonuclease activity. The transcript is spliced from 2 exons. Gene Ontology annotation, cellular component: cytoplasmic exosome (RNase complex); nuclear exosome (RNase complex).